Messenger RNA from Arachis stenosperma, 1325 nucleotides. RefSeq lists its product as uncharacterized. Lineage: Eukaryota; Viridiplantae; Streptophyta; Magnoliopsida; Fabales; Fabaceae. Bases 119 to 880 code for a protein of 253 amino acids. The record is from RefSeq and is a predicted model, not a curated record. The transcript is spliced from 4 exons. Gene Ontology annotation, biological process: regulation of mitotic cell cycle.
GUUUCUCACAAUCUUACUUUGACCGCCGGCACCGCCAUACCUCCGCCACUUCCGCCACCCAGUCUCACUUCCACACUGUGCUGGUUGCCUGACCUCCAACCUCCUGAGCACAACACAAAUGGCAGCGCCACCACGAACUGGGCGCUUGUUUCAAGACACCAACGCCUACGCUCCCAGGAAAGUUAGGGUUUCGGGAAGAAAGCCUCUUUCUGAUGUAUCCAAUAAUGCAGGGAACAAACCCCUCGAUGCCUCAGCCAAACCCUCUGUUUCGGUUACUCGUCCAUCCAAACAGAUUAUUAAGUCUAAUCUCGAUAAUAAUAAUAAUAAUAACAUCUCUGUUAUUAUGAACGAUGGAGCCGUUUUUGUUUCUUCUUCUGCAAAGGCAAAGAAUCUUGAAUCCAGUAACAUCAGGACAGCGAAUAACACGGCUUCUGGGAAAUCGAAGACCGGUGGUGGUGGCAGUAGGAAGGUUCUUUCUGACAUUUCAAACACAGGGAAGUUGCCUCUUCUGGAGAUAAAGGAAAAGAAAACCCUGAAGUCAUUGAGAGAGGAGGAACCUCUUUUUCCUACUGCAAUUGGUGAAGAGAUGUGCCGGCACGAUCAUCGGAGGUGUGUCGAAGCACAAUCUAAGGCUCUGGAUUUUCGCUUCAUAAUGAAUGAUUGUUUUAGGGACUUGAAGGUUUCAGCUGAACCACCUUUGAAUAUCAAAAUUGAGUCUGAGAGCGAGCACUGGGAAUCUGACGAGGAACCUGAGCUGUCGAUUCCUGAAGGGCAGUCCCGGAUGUGGCAUUGGAGUGGGAUCAGCUCUCCAGAACACUGCAACAAUGAAGAACACUUGGAACUGCCUUCAAGCCCAGUGAACUUUGAGUUGAGAGAGUAACCAUAAUUCUCUAAUUGUUGAUUUUGUAAAGAACUUGAUAUAGAAUAUAGGUUUUCUGUGCCACUAGUUUGAUGACAAUUAUUCUGAGAUGACCUUAGUGUAGUUUAGCUUUGUAUGUUAACAAUGUGAAAUAUAUUUCCCUUUUGUGAUUUCAAUGAAUUGUAUUGGUUUUUAUGUGCCCAAGUUUUUCUUGAGAGAUGCUGCUGUAGCAUACUAAGAUUUUUGCAGGAAAUUCUAUCAAGGCAAAAUCAAAUAUCUGGUAAAUUUUAAAAUCAGGUUUAGGGAACUUAUUUCUGUUUGCAGAUUAAUUGAGUUGCUAUCUUCUGCAUCUAAAUGGAUAUGGUAAAAUUUAGUUGUUGAAAGGAAAAUCAACAAAAUUGUUGAACAAUUCAUCAGAUGUUUUUAUUUACUGAAUUACCCUGUGCUAAGAAACUAAAUUGCUAAU